Molecule: messenger RNA, 632 nt
Organism: Anthonomus grandis grandis
Lineage: Eukaryota; Metazoa; Arthropoda; Insecta; Coleoptera; Curculionidae
Product: acylphosphatase-2-like
Exons: 3
Coding region: 86-409 (107 amino acids)
Molecular function (GO): acylphosphatase activity
Source: RefSeq, a predicted model, not a curated record
GCAUCUGAUGAUUGAAUUUAAUUUAACGUUUGUGGUGGGUAGCGUCGGAUCGGUGCAAUCUGUGAUCGAUUUUUUUUUUAAUUAAAUGUCUUUGGAUAUGGACGGUAAUCUUGUGCUAAUUGAUCCAAAUGUUUCAGUCGAAUUUGAAGUAUUCGGUAAAGUACAAGGUUGUUCUUUUACAAAAUACUGUAAGGAAAUUUGCGAGCAAUUAAAUAUUACCGGAUGGGUCAAAAAUACAAAGAAAGGAACCAUCUGUGGAAAGCUUCAAGGGCCCAAGUCCAGAAUAGAACAAGUUGUUUACUGGCUCUCGAACACUGGCUCACCAGGAAGUCACGUGGAACGAUGCGAAUUGAAUAACUGGCAAAUGUUGGCCAAGCCAGAUUAUACUAAUUUUAGCAUGCGGUUUUAGGAAGUCGAACUAAAUAUUUAAUUUAUAUGUGAUAUAUUUUGUGAGUAUCAACGGUUUUUAUAAAAUAUUUUUUAGAUUUAAAUUAGUAAAAGGUAAAAUGUAAUAGCGAGUACUUGACAUAAUUUAAUUUUUUUUCUAGACUAGAUUGUCAUUUAUUAUUAUGAACUCGAUUUUAAGUAGGUGCCAAAUAUUAGGUAAUAAACUACUGUCAUAAAUCUUAAAA